UCAGAUGAACGGAAAGGAAUAACGCGGUGGCAGUUAAGAGAAGUGCCAUGGCAGUGUGCUGGAUCUUGAAUGAGAGUGUGUCCUUCGUGGUUGCUCUCGUGUGGUUGGCAGUAAACGUCUAUCUGUUUGUUGACACGUUCUGCUGGUAUGCUGAAGAGGAGGCUUUCUUUUAUACACGAGUUAUUCUGGGUUCCACAUUGGCAUGGGCCCGGGCAUCUGCCGUGUGCCUGAAUUUUAACUGCAUGCUAAUUCUGUUACCUGUCAGUCGGAACUUCAUUUCACUGGUGAGAGGAACAAGUGUGUGCUGUAGAGGACCAUGGAGAAGACAGCUAGACAAAAACCUCAAGUUCCACAAACUCGUUGCCUAUGGGAUAGCUGUCAAUUCAGUUAUCCACAUUGUGGCACACUUGUUCAACCUGGAACGUUAUCACCUGGGCCAGGCCAAGGAUGCUGAAGGGCUGCUGGCUGCACUUUCCAAACUUGGCCAUGCCCCAAAUGAGAGCUACCUCAACCCAGUCCGCACCUUAUACACGGGCACAACCGCCGAGUUAUUAAUGACAGUCUCGGGAAUUACUGGCCUGGUAAUCUCUCUGGCUUUGAUCCUGAUCAUCACCUCUUCCACUGAGUUCAUCAGACGGUCUUCUUACGAGCUGUUCUGGUACACACACCAUACCUUCAUCUUCUUCUUCAUCAGUCUGGCCAUCCACGGAGGAGGUCGCAUCAUUCGAGGCCAAACUCCAGAGAGUCUACGGCUGCACAAUGUCACCUUCUGCAGAGACCGCUAUGCCGAAUGGCAGGAAGCUGCCUUGUGCCCUGUACCUCAAUUUUCUGGCAAGGAACCUUCGGCCUGGAAAUGGGCUUUGGGUCCUGUGGUCUUGUAUGCAUGUGAAAGAAUAAUUAGGUUCUGGAGAGCUCACCAAGAAGUUGUCAUUACCAAGGUGGUGAGUCACCCAUCUGCAGUUGUGGAGCUUCACAUGAAGAAGCGUGACUUCAAGAUGGCGCCCGGACAGUAUAUCUUCAUCCAGUGCCCAUCCAUCUCGCCCCUGGAGUGGCACCCCUUCACUCUCACCUCUGCUCCCCAGGAGGACUUCUUCAGUGUACACAUCCGAGCCUCAGGAGACUGGACAGAAGCAUUAUUGAAGGCCUUUGGGGCAGAGGGACAGGCUACCAAUGAGCUUUGUAGCAUGCCGAGGUUAGCAGUGGACGGACCCUUUGGAGGCUCUUUGACAGAUGUACUUCACUACCCUGUGAGCGUGUGCAUUGCAGCAGGAAUUGGAGUCACUCCCUUCGCCUCUCUUCUGAAGUCUAUGUGGUAUAAGUGUUGUGAAUCACAGAGCCUGCCUGGGCUGAGCAAGGUAUACUUCUAUUGGAUCUGCCGGGACGCGGGAGCAUUUGAGUGGUUUGCUGACCUGUUGCUUUCACUGGAAACACGGCUGAGUGAGCAGGGAAAGGCUCAUUUACUUAGCUACCAUAUAUAUCUCACUGGCUGGGAUGAAAACCAGGCAAUUCACAUAGCUUUGCACUGGGAUGAAAGUCUGGAUGUGAUUACAGGCUUAAAGCAGAAGACCUUCUAUGGGCGGCCCAAUUGGAAUGAUGAGUUCAAGAAGAUUGCCUACAAUCACCCCAGCAGCAGCAUUGGCGUGUUCUUCUGUGGACCCCAAGCCAUGUCAAAGACUCUCCAAAAGAUGUGCCGUUUGUACUCAUCUGCGGAUCCGAGGGGCGUUCAUUUCUAUUACAACAAGGAAAACUUCUAG
This is a messenger RNA of Apodemus sylvaticus (European woodmouse), 1754 nucleotides long. RefSeq names its product NADPH oxidase 3 (gene Nox3). NCBI's taxonomy places the organism in Eukaryota, Metazoa, Chordata, Mammalia, Rodentia, Muridae. Gene Ontology annotation, molecular function: superoxide-generating NAD(P)H oxidase activity. Bases 48 to 1754 code for a protein of 568 amino acids. The transcript has 13 exons. The record is from RefSeq and is a predicted model, not a curated record. Gene Ontology annotation, cellular component: plasma membrane; NADPH oxidase complex. Gene Ontology annotation, biological process: defense response; superoxide anion generation.